UUUCUACUUCUACUAAUACGCCUAAUUUAAUUCUGCUACGAAUGGUCGUCUACGCUGUCGACCAGCUGAAUUACCAGCUACGUUGACGAGCUCUCGAUUCCUCAUUCUCGUCCUCGACCCCUCGCCCCCCUCGCCCCCUUCCCAUACCAUCAUCGCAAACAUGCGACCACCUAGAAUCGCCAUUCUCGCCCUCUUCUUCGCUGCUUGCCUCUUCCUCCUAUGUCGCGCGAUGACAUCGGUCGGUCGCCCUGCGUCUGUGAUAUCUUCCCCGCAAUCAGCACAGAAGUCAGGCCUCAGAUCUUUAUUCUCUUUUUCGACACCAUUCACCCUCUUCCCGCCCAACGCCAUCAUAACCAUAGCCGAUGACAACAGCACCUCAUUCGCGGCGCGGCCCGCCGCUUUUGGGUCCCCGCUGCCGAGCAAGGGCUUGAAUGGACAAUUGUGGAUUGGUAGUGGCUUUACCGAGGAGUCCAUGCAAGAUGGCGAGGGCGAAGGCGAAUUGGGCUGCAGCGACGUUCCCGGCUGGGAUGAUGGCACCUCAAAUGCCGUCUUGAAGCCAUCUACGAAAGAAAGUCAACGGAAACUUAAAUCCGUUGCCGCUGUAGGCAAGACCAAGAGCCAGAAACGGACUGAUUCCAAAGGUCCCCUAGUCGACCGAGCCGCCGCCUCCGAGUCCGAGCCUAAAUCCAAGACUAAGCCGGUCGACGACGGUACCGAUGACUACCUUCACCAGAGCCUAGAUCAGUCGACUAAAUCUCAGGUCGACGCCAUCGCUUCUUCCGGCUCCGGUCAUGCCGAUAUUCAGUCCAUACAGGAGGGAGCUGAGAUUGCCGGCAAGAUAGUUCUAUUGAGUCGUGGCGGUUGUGGCUUUCUUGAGAAAGUGAAGUGGGCUCAGCGACGAGGUGCAAUCGCUCUCAUCGUUGGCGAUAACCAAAGAGGUGGCCCGUUAAUACAGAUGUACGCUCACGGAGACACUUCUAAUGUUACCAUCCCUUCCAUCUUCACUUCCCGUACGACCGCGUAUCUACUCUCACUCAUGAUGCAGCCCGGGAGUUUUAUCGAAGACAUCGUUGAUGAGAACGGCAAACCUUCGUUGAAAGUGCAGCAGUCCGAUAAAGCUCGAAAGAAUAGGAAAGCGAGAAACGCAGUCGUACCGGCCCAACCUCUGAAACUUCCCCUGAAGUCUAAAGGCGUGAAGUCUCAAAUACCCAAAAAGCAUCCGUCAUCGAGUGAUGAGCCUUCAAGUUCGUCGUCAAGCUGGUUUCCCAAACUUUUCGGCUGGGGCUCUACUUCCAGCUCGAGCUCGGCUGCCAGUGGAAGCCGCCCGCCCAGCAGUGGUCAGCUUGACUGGGUGCUUGUCGAGGACUUUUCAGAUGAGAAGGAUAAGGUGAUUAAAAGUAGUCUGGAGCGCGCUGCAAAAGCUAGGUCAAAUGGAGUUUCGAAACCAAAGACUAAAAACAUUCCUGGCGAUAAUUUCCAGAUAGGUGUGGAGGACUGGCGAGAUCCGGAUCUACUCGGCUCUUCCGAUCAAGACGACGGCUUACAGGAGUCGAUCGAGGGUAACGAGAAGCUCUCUAGACCAAAUGCAAGGUCUGAUCAAGUAUCCGAUGCCGAGAUCUCGGAAAGCAAAAAGCAGAAUACUAAUUUGUCGAAGGGUGGCAGAGUCACCCCUGGCAGCGGAGAAUAUGCCGCACGCCGUAUGCCUGCCAAGGGAUCUGACGCUAUCGGGUCAACCAGAGGGAAGAUACCAGCCUCAAGUAACGGCGGUCUGAUCUCGAAGAUAUUCGGGGAUGAUGAUGAAGAAGUAGACUUCAACAAGGCCGAGGCCCAGUCGAAGCCGAUCGAUACAUCCAACGUUGGAAAACCUGCUCCUGGCUCGGGAGGUUCUUCCCCCCUGGAUGAACGGGAGGGACUUUGGGUCGUCAUCACCCCCUCAAGUGGUGCCAGUCCUUUUUUCGACACUCUCUUGGUUCUGGUGAUUAGUCCUCUUAUCACGCUGACGGUAGUAUAUGCUUUGCUCAUCUUACGAGCGCGUAUUCGACGAAGGAGAUGGCGAGCCCCCAAGUCUGUAGUUGAACAGCUCCCGGUUCGUACUUAUCAUACCGUAGCAUCUACGCCAAGUCGUACUUCCAGAGUGCCCUCGCCGACCAGUUCGUCUCCGACGACGCCAUUGCUACAGAGCCAGCACGGCCCGUCGAGGCCCAGGCCACGGUCGCGAACCACGACUGGCGUGCCGUCAGCCGGUGACCUUUUGCAGAUCGAGUCCUCACUGUCCCUCCCUAGGUCUCCGUCACGCCCGGAGCAUGAGAAACGCAAUGCACACACUUCGAGUGAGUGGAAGAAGUAUAUGGGCCGGCAGGUCGAGUGUGUGGUGUGUCUAGAGGAAUAUGUCGAUGGCGUCAGCCAAGUCAUGAGUCUACCAUGCGGCCACGAGUUCCACGUAGACUGCAUAACACCUUGGCUGAUAACGCGGCGACGAACUUGCCCAAUCUGCAAGGGCGACGUUGUUCGGUCUCUAGCCCGCGGUAUGCCAUCCAGCCCACGGUACGAACCCUACCAGGAUGAUAGCGACGACGACCUUGAGGUACAGGCAACGAGUUCUUCGUCUCCCGAUGCUCCCUUAGAGCAAUCGGACGAUCGCGACGUAGAACAAGGCACAUUAUUGUCCCCACACCGCUCGCACCAGGGGGGCUGGUUCGGUGCAUUCCGGAAUAGUUUGCGGGCUAGAUUUCUAUCUCGGUCUAUGCAGACACCGGGAGAGCCUGAUAAUCGGGAUAGGCGAUAGUUUUUAGGUGUUUUUUCUUUCCCCUCGAUUGCAUGGUAUUCUAUAAGACAUCCUCGGCGUUUGGGCACUAUAGCGACAUGGCUUUGUUAUAAACACUGGUUACGGUCUGGGAGAGCAUUAGGAAAUACGGUUGGGGGAUUAGGAA
Molecule: messenger RNA, 2930 nt
Organism: Annulohypoxylon truncatum
Lineage: Eukaryota; Fungi; Ascomycota; Sordariomycetes; Xylariales; Hypoxylaceae
Exons: 2
Coding region: 161-2785 (874 amino acids)
Source: RefSeq, a predicted model, not a curated record